AUGUCGCUGCUGUUGCUGGACAAGACAGCAGAGGAUUUCCCAGUCCGGGACACCAACCAGAAGCCUUCAGUGAUCACAGCAAUACAAGAUGUAUCAACUUCUGCUAACUUCCUCGUCAAAGCCCAUCCUCUGAAGGCCUCGAUGAAAGCGUCGUCGGUAUCUCUAGCAAGGACACGGCGUCAGAUAAGCCGGGUGAGCCGGACAGAGCUGGAAGAUGGGUUUCUGCGGCUUCAUGAUGAAAACCUGCUGCUCAAGGAUUUUGCCCAGAAACAAGAGGACAGAAUCAAGAGAAUGGGUACCAAACUGUCAAGACUCAGCCACGAGAGAGCACAAGCCAAUGAGAAACCUGGGAUCUGGAUCCGGGGCUCUGGCCGGAACCUGGACCUGGAAGACACACAGGAACGAGUUCGGGAACUCGAGAGGCACAACGAAGGUCUGAAGAGCCGCCUGCUCUUCUACAAGCAGCAACUGCAGCUGCAGGGCUGCGGCCGUCACUGCCCCUAUGGCUCCAUCCCUCCCAGGGUCAACACAGGACUUAGGCGAGUUCACACAGCCACCGGGCGAGUGCCCGAGAGACUACGCAAAGGAAUGCGGGUGCAAGGACCAGAAGUCAGGCCAACCCGCACAGCCCCUCCCAGAUACGGGGAUCAUGUGCCACAGGGAUCCCAAGCAGAGACAGAGAAACGGUGAGUCUUAACCCACAGCCUGGUGAUGUCUGAGCUAGAAUUGGACCCAGAAACGCUGAGUUCCGUGCAGGACAGAGAGACUGAUCCAGAAAGCAGCUGGUCUCAGCAGCGUCAUCAAGAGGCCCAAGCACGCCGAACUGCCAUCCAAGACAAUGUGGAGCUGAUCCGGCUGCAAAAGCUGCUGAGGGUGAAGAAUUCAGAACUGGUGACUGCUAAAGCCCAGAUGACUGGCCUGCAGGAAAGUUAUGAGACUCACCUUCACAAGAACCAAGAGACGCUGAGGACAGCCAGUGAGGCCUUGCUGGCUCAAGUUGAGGAGCUGAGCAGCCGACUCAAGGAAGAGACCCAGAAAGUGAUGGCCCUGGAGACACAAUUGGAGAUCCUUUCGCCAUUGCAGGGGACACUAGAAGAGUUUCAGGAGAGAGUCCGGGACCUGCAGAAGGAGAGAGACUUGCUGAAGGAAGAUUAUGACAAACUGCUGGAGAGCUGCAUCAAUACCGCCCAGCAAAACCUGGACGAGGUGCCCCAGCGGGACAAUAUUUCUUCUUUGGAAGAGCAGCUUAGCUGGGUGAUGACAGAGAAGCAGCAGCUUCGGGAACAGUUGGAAGAGGAAAGAGCUCAGAAUGAGGAACUGAAGCAGGAAGUGAACAAGCUGCGAGAGCUGGCACAGGAAACCAGGGAUGUCAAAGAAGUCGACUCCUCACACGAGAAGGCGGCCAUCUUGGAAAACCAAAGUGUGGAGCAAGAGCCUCGGUCCAAUCCUGUCCAGCUCCCUUACAUGGAGUUUCUGUCAAGAGAGACAGAGCAGGAGGAGGCAUUUGUCCAACGUAGCCUGAAGCGCAGGCUCCACGAAACAGAGGCUGCCCACGCAGAGACCAUCCUGGAGUUAGAGAAAACCCGUGACAUGCUUAUCUUGCAACACCGCAUCAACCGGGACUACCAGGUGGAGCUAGACGGGGUGGUGCAGCGGUCUGAGCAGGAGAAGCAGGAUUACGAGGAGAAAGAGCAGCGCAUGGCUCGACUCCUGGACCUGCGUGGCGCUCGCAUCCACCAGCUAGAAGCACAGUUGAAGGAUGUGGCCUAUGGGACCAGGACACUCCCGUUUCUACCAGAUGAGACUGACAUGGCCACGGGUGCUGACCCUGAUGGGAGCCCACGUCUACAACGUGGCGAGAACCUCUUUGAGCUCCACAUCUCCGGCGCAGUGCUGUCAGCUGAGUUGCUACAUUUGCUGGGAGACCCAGAGCCUGCCACCUUUUGCACGUACGCCUUUUACGACUUCGAGACCCACUGCACCCCCGUGGUGCACGGCACACGGCCCCGAUACGACUUCACCUCCCAGUACGUGGUGCAGGCUGAGCCUUUAUUCCUGCAGUACUUGCAAGGGGCCACCGCCCGCCUCGACCUCCACCUCGCUUCCGCCAUUGACCACACCACCCUGGCCUCCUGCUGGUUGCAUUUUGGAGAAGCGCUGGGGAGUGGGGAGCAGGUGCACUCCACAGCGGUGCUACAUGGUCCUAACGGUGAGGACUACGGCUUUCUGGAGUACUGGAUGCGGCUUCGCUUUCCCAUGGAGCAGAUCCUGAGGCUGCACCGCCAGCGUGCCAAGGCCUUGGGCUACCUAUCUGCGGGAGUGCCACGGGCUCCAAUCGCUCAAGAGGGGGUCCUGGGUGCAGGAUGGAAUGAGUUCUGCGUACGGAUUGAAGGCUGCGCCAGCCUGCGCAGUCGCUGGCUCGGCUCUCAGCCCAGCCCCUAUGCCAUGUACCAGUUCUUCACCUUCCCAGAUCAUGACACCAUCAUUGUCCCUUCGAGCAACAAUCCCCACUUUGGAGACCUGCGCACCUUCCCUUUGCGGGUCACGCCGGAGCUGCACCAUUACCUGCUCCGGGAGAGCUUGUGGGUAUAUGUGUUUGACGACGAAGACGUGGAACCUGGGGGUUACUUGGGCAAAGCCGAGAUCCCACUACUGCCACUAGCACAUGGACGCAGUGUUGCAGGAGACUUUGUGCUCACAGACCCGGCUGGAAAGCCUAGUGGUUCCAUCCAUCUGAGCCUGGAGUGGAAGCUUCUUUAUGCACCCCCGGAGGAUGUCCUCCAUCAGUUGUCCUUGGAUCGGGAGGCCCAUCGGUCUUUGGAAUUGCAAAUUGAGAAGGAGCAAGCUGCACUGCAAAGCAAGCACCAGAGGAAGAAGCCACGUCUCUGUCUGCCUGAACCUGAGGAGAGCCUUCGGAAGCAUGCCAAGUCAGAAAUCAGAACUGGAGGAACAGCUCAUGUGAGUUCAGCAUUAGAGCACAGAAGGCAUAGUGUGCCUCUGGAAAAGCUCAAAGAGGAGGAAGAAAUGCCGGCUGUUGCAGAGAAGGAUUGGCCAGUGAGACGCCCGGAUUCAGAAGCUGAAUCCAGGAGAUUGACAGAAGCAGUUGCACCAAAGGAUGUCGCCUCUGAAGAACCGGACAGCACCAGUGAUGCUCCGACCACAGAGAGCGACGAAGUGGUGGUGGCAGAAUCUGGGCUGCAGGAGCCUCGGGAGCUGCGGCUUUUAGACAGAAUUCGCGUGGAGGUGGUCUCUCUGAGCCUACACCCAGACAGCCAACCAGUUGCUAAUGAGUCCAUCCAGCAACUCUACGUGGAGUACCGAUUCCCAGGAGUGCCGCUGGCAGAAACAGAGACCCCCUUCUCAUUACGGAAGCCCCUCGGAGGCCAGGAGAUCUACUUCCACUUCAGCAAGGUAAUUCAACUGGAUCCAGACCCUGCAAGCCUCCAGAGGCAGCUGCUCUUCUCCAUGCUGGUGGCAGAGGAACCGCAGGAUCAUCAGUUGCAGUUUAUAGUGGUGAGCGAACCUCUUCCUGGGGCUAGAGGAGAGUGCGAUGAUGUGGGCUUUGCUCACCUGGACCUCCGGGAGAUCCUUCUAACAGGAACUGAUGUACUGGAGCAAAAUCUGCCAGUUGUCAGUUCCCGUAGCCCCAACACCAGCAUUGGCGUGCUGAAAAUCUCAGUAGAAGCAGCAGCUGCUCUGCGACUCGUCUACUGGGCAGGCAAAAGAAAAAGCAACCAAGGGGUCUGA
Messenger RNA from Eublepharis macularius, 3747 nucleotides. It is a transcript of the gene RPGRIP1, whose product is annotated as RPGR interacting protein 1. The transcript has 25 exons. Gene Ontology annotation, molecular function: thromboxane A2 receptor binding. Gene Ontology annotation, biological process: non-motile cilium assembly; retinal rod cell development. Lineage: Eukaryota; Metazoa; Chordata; Lepidosauria; Squamata; Eublepharidae. Gene Ontology annotation, cellular component: photoreceptor connecting cilium. The record is from RefSeq and is a predicted model, not a curated record.